Paramecium tetraurelia is the source of this 1251-nucleotide messenger RNA. RefSeq lists its product as uncharacterized. Lineage: Eukaryota; Ciliophora; Oligohymenophorea; Peniculida; Parameciidae. The transcript is spliced from 5 exons. The record is from RefSeq and is a predicted model, not a curated record.
AUGAUUUAUGAAGGAAUUACAUCCAUCGUACAUAGUGAGUUCUACAUAAAAAGUGGAAAUGGAACAUCUAUUUAAAGGAACAUUUUUGAAAAUGUUGAUUAUGAUGAUUAUGAGAAAUAAUUAAUUGAAGAGAUUAAAACGAAAAUGAAGGAGAAGGGAUUGCAGGUAAAAUUAAAAAGAAGCAUUCUAUUGAAAAUGUUAAUGGCUGCCCAGUAUAAUAUUGAAAAAGCGAUUAUUAACUGCUAGUCUCAUUUAAAUUUCCUAUAAGAAUACCAAAAGCAAGAUUGCAUUAAUGAAUUAAAGAAAGGGCAUCUGUAUGUUUGUGGAUUUGACAAUUAAUUUCGCCCUGUCAUUGUAAUUAGAUAAUAUUGCGAUAUAAAAAUAAUGGCUUACUUUUUGGAAACUGUUAAAAGAUAGUUGUUAAUUGAUUAUUAUGUUGAAAAUUGGACAAUCAUCUUGGAUUUAGAUACCGAUUUACCAGUCAUAGAACUAGAUGACUUAUUGUAUUUGUAGUUGCACUUUUAUGGAAACUUAAAUAAGAUCUUAAUAGUUAAUGGACCAGACGAUAUCGAUGACAUUGUCAAACAAUUCACUGAAAAAAUAAAGGAUUUGUAAGUUAAAAUAAAAAUUAUAACAGAAUAUUAGUAAAUAUUGCAGUAUAUCCCAAAAGAAUAAUUGGAAAUAAAAUAUGGGGGUGAUUUCAAUAAUAUGGAAUUAUUUUGGCCAAUUUUGAAAAGAGAAACUCAUACUGGAACAAAUAGAUUAUUAAAAAAGAACUCUCAUUUAUCACUUAAUUCAAUGGGAAGUUCAAUCAACAAAAAGCCAAGCUUUAUGAAAAUUACAGUAUUAGAAGAAAAUGGAAAUCCAUUAUUGAACCAGUAAGUGGAAGUCUUUGAAGACUAGAUAGAAUCUUAAUAAGGAGAGCAAUAAUAGUAUCAGAACAACUUUUAAUAACAACAACAAUAAUAACAAUAACAACAGGAAGAUUUUGAAGAGAAAUCUAAAUCUUAUCAAAGUUCAACAACAAAAAAAUAAGAUUAAUAGUUUAUAUAAAUUGAUGAUGAUGAAGAUGAUUUGAUUGAAAUGGAAAGUGAAAAUAUGGAAAAGCGAAAUGGCAAAAAAUAAAUUACUAAAAAAUAUGGUGAAGCAACUAAAACUACUACUUAUUCUUAAAAAUAAACAAUUUUAGAAGGAGAAAAAGAAAUACCAUCCUCUUUUUCUUGUUGUUCUAGAUCUUGUUCAGUAUUUUGA